UCUACUUCGUCCCUCUUCUCUCUCUCUCUCUCUCUCUCUCUCUCUCUUUCUGGUGUUUGAAGAAACCCUAAUUCUCGUUCUUAGUCAGUCUCAUUUCCUCUCCGGCUAGUGAGUUAAAUUUUUGUAGAUCUAGAAGAAAGAAAAAAACCAUCACUAUGCGCUAACUGAGAAAAUUAAUCUGUAAAAAAGAAAUGUCAAGCUCCGACCCGAAACCCGGUCCACCGCCUCCAGCCCCUGAAUCCCCCGCAAUGCCACCCUCCACUUGGGCCAAACGAACCGGAUUCCGUCCCAAAUUCUCCGGCGAGACUACCGCCUCCGAUUCCGGCCAACUCUCAUUGCCUGCAGCCACACAAUCAGAAUCCCAGCCGGAUCUCGAAGCUGGCCAGCCUCGCCUCCGUCGUCCUCCUGUCUCCGCCGCAGCCAACGGUGCGACGGAUAAGGAUAAGAAUGAGAAACCACCGCCGCCUCCACCACCACCUCCUUCCGCUGCUCUGAUGAAGAGAAGGAGAGAUUCUGAUGGGGUUUCUGGGAGAUCAAACGGACCCGGGUCGGGUGACCCGGUUAGAAGACCUAACCGGGUUGAAGAGACGGUGGAGGUUUUGCCACAGAGAAUGGAUGAAGAUUUGGUGGCUAGAAAUUCGCAUAUCAAGUAUGGACUCAGAGAUACGCCUGGACUUGUUCCAAUUGGGUUCUAUGGAUUGCAGCAGUACCUCUCCAUGUUAGGUUCACUGAUUCUUGUUCCACUUGUUAUUGUUCCUGCUAUGGGAGGUUCCCACGAGGACAUUGCAAAUGUGGUCUCGACCGUACUUUUUGUGUGUGGAAUCACUACUUUGUUGCAUACUUCGUUUGGAUCGAGGCUUCCUUCGAUUCAAGGCCCUUCUUUUGUGUUCCUCGCUCCGGUUUUGGGCAUCAUUAACUCCCCAGAGUUUCAAGGUCUGAAUGGAAAUAAUAAUUUCAAGCAUAUCAUGAGAGAGCUGCAAGGUGCAAUCAUAGUUGGUUCAGCUUUUCAAGCAGUGCUUGGAUACAGUGGCUUAAUGUCGCUGAUUUUGAGGUAUAAAUCUCCCUUGCCUUUCUCCCAAGCUGACACCUUCGAUAUAAAUAUUAAAUCAAGCAUUAGUUAUUGUUUCCGUAUAUUGUGUUUUGUUUACACAUGGUUCUUGUGGCUUAUUGUGAUGCUAUAUUUUCUUGUAGCACAUUAUCUUCUGACCCUUCUUCUAUAUAGGUUGAUCAAUCCAGUAGUUGUUGCUCCAACGAUAGCUGCGGUUGGACUUUCGUUUUACAGCUAUGGUUUCCCGCUUGUUGGUAAAUGUCUUGAGAUCGGUGUUGUGCAGAUACUACUCGUGGUCAUCUUUGCUCUUUACCUCCGGAAAAUCUCAGUUUUAAGCCAUAGGGUUUUCCUUAUCUAUGCGGUUCCUUUGAGUCUUGCAAUCACUUGGGGCGCUGCAUUCCUCUUAACCUCAGCAGGAGCUUACACCUACAAAGGCUGCGACCCAAACGUUCCCGUCUCAAACGUUGUAUCGAGCUACUGCAGAAAAUACAUGACCAGAAUGAAGUACUGUCGGGUCGAUACUUCUCAGGCGCUGAGAUCCGCACCUUGGUUUAGGUUUCCUUACCCGUUGCAAUGGGGCGUGCCGAUAUUCACCUGGAAAAUGUCUGUUGUCAUGUGUGUGAUCUCUAUAAUUGCUUCAGUAGAUUCGGUUGGUUCGUACCACGCUUCUUCUCUGUUGGCAGCGUCAAUGCCUCCAACUCCCGGUGUUGUGAGUCGGGCGAUAGGCCUUGAAGGUUUCGCAAGCGUCCUAGCCGGUUUAUGGGGUACAGGUGCUGGCUCAACAACCUUAACUGAAAACGUUCACACCAUCGCUGUGGCGAAAAUGGGAAGCCGCAGAGUCGUUGAGUUAGGCGCAUGUGUUUUAGUUGUAUUAUCCCUUGUCGGUAAAGUGGGAGGGUUUAUUGCAUCGAUACCUCAAGUGAUGGUUGCUUCUCUUCUCUGCUUUAUGUGGGCAAUGUUUACGGCUUUAGGCCUCUCAAACUUACGUUAUAGUGAAGCUGGAAGCUCGAGGAAUAUCAUCAUUGUCGGGUUAUCGUUGUUCUGUUCUCUCUCUGUCCCAGCUUACUUCCAGCAGUAUGGCGUUUCUCCAAACUCGAACCUCUCUGUUCCAAGUUACUACCAACCUUACAUUGUUGCUUCUCAUGGACCCUUCAAAAGCCAAUAUAAAGGGGUGAACUAUGUGGUGAACACGCUCUUAUCGAUGAACAUGGUGAUUGCUUUUAUCAUGGCUGUGGUUUUGGACAAUACUGUUCCUGGGAGCAAGCAGGAACGUGGGGUUUAUGUUUGGUCUGAUAGUGAGACUGUAACGAGAGAGCCAGUACUUGCUAAAGACUAUGAGCUGCCGUUUAGGGUUGGGAGGUUUUUCAGAUGGAUCAAAUGGGUUGGCAUUUGAAAGAAUUAACACAGUGGCUCAAAAGUGUGUAUAUAGAGGUCAGAUGAAGGAUUCUCUUUUCUUUUGUUUGUUAUUUUUAGUCUUUCUCAGUUUUAUGUAACAUGGUGAAGUUUUCUUGUGUCCCAAGUUUGUCUAUUGGAUAGUUUUUGUGGUUUAAAACAGGGAGUUGAUGUUGUAAGUUGUAUAGAUUAUUAUGAUCAGUCCUUUUGUAAUACCUUAUUGUUCUUUUGGAUAACAAUAUCUUGUGUUCACCA
This is a messenger RNA of Brassica oleracea var. oleracea, 2695 nucleotides long. RefSeq names its product nucleobase-ascorbate transporter 12. Gene Ontology annotation, molecular function: transmembrane transporter activity. Bases 192 to 2441 code for a protein of 749 amino acids. The record is from RefSeq and is a predicted model, not a curated record. Gene Ontology annotation, cellular component: plasma membrane. The transcript is spliced from 9 exons. Gene Ontology annotation, biological process: transmembrane transport. NCBI's taxonomy places the organism in Eukaryota, Viridiplantae, Streptophyta, Magnoliopsida, Brassicales, Brassicaceae.